Molecule: messenger RNA, 1366 nt
Organism: Solea senegalensis (Senegalese sole)
Lineage: Eukaryota; Metazoa; Chordata; Actinopteri; Pleuronectiformes; Soleidae
Product: growth factor receptor-bound protein 10-like
Exons: 6
Coding region: 405-1109 (234 amino acids)
Source: RefSeq, a predicted model, not a curated record
GGGGUGAGAGAGAGAGAGAGAGAGAGAGAGAGAGAGAGGUGUCAGCUGGUCGGAAAGUGCGGGGUGAGACCAGUGCGUGUGUUUGGACGUGUCCAAGUGUGAGUGCGCGUCUAUGUGUGUGUGUGCGUGUGCGUGUAUGUGCGCGAGGAAAGCACUUCGAGGUGGGGGUGGGGGGACAAGGUGAAGACAACAGAGCCGCGGACCGGACGGACGGACGGACGGAGUGAGUGAGUUGAGCAUUUUUGCGUGGACUGUCCAGUCCAGUCGAAGUGCACCGGGUCCCGCUCCUGUCCCGCUCCCAGUCCCGGGACACGGUUCCUCCUCAGCAGCGUCCUGUCCUCUCAUUACCGGUGCUGCUGGUGAGACCUGUCAAUCCCCCACAGAGGAAACACUGAAGGAACACCAUGGCCUUAGCGGGAUGUCCUGACUACUUCUUACGGCAUCCAAACUACCAGGAAAGCAUGGAUCGCACUUCCUCUCGCCGGCCUGACGAGCUGAUUGUUCCAGGCUUUCAGCAUUCAGCCAAUCAAAAUCUGCCACAUCACCAUGAUGAUGAUGUGGACCUGGAGCAACUGGUGAACGACAUGAACUCCUCCAUGGAGAGUGUGUACUCCACACAGGCAGACACGGCACUGCUCCUGAACAAUGGCCACAUGCACACUCCACACUACCACCAACAACAACACCACCACCAUGCGCAUGCCGCCUAUCCAGGACAUGGCCAGCAGGCCCACCGUCGUCACACCCCGCCCCUGCACCCGUCCUCCCCCUCCAGGGAGAAGCUGCGACACUCUCAGCCCAUGCACAUCCAGGCUGUCAGGUGCCUGCAGGAAGAGCAGCAGCAGCUGCGUCCAGCCUCACUGCCAGCCAUCCCCAACCCUUUCCCGGAGCUCUGCAGCCCAGCAGGCUCUCCUGUCCUCAGCCCCAUACAGACCACUGACAACCAUCUCCAGUGCGUAACUUCCAGCAACAAGAAGUCCAUCCAAGAAGAACGAUUCUUGGAUGGACAACAGGCAUUUAUCCAUCCAAUCAAACUGCUGAACAAGUGGGUUGUUUUGAGCAGUACAAUUCACUUGUAUACAGUUGUAGCUCGGCUCGUCAUGCGUUAAUCAGCAACAUUUUGCAAAAGAAAUGUCUUAAAAUUCCAACAUUUGGCAGAGGAGUCUGGUGUAUUUAGCGACAGCACUGCUGAAAGCCGCAUCACGACCCGUUGUAGUCGUAUUUAGGUUCAGUGAUUGUCAAAUGAACUGAUUCUAAUGAUUCAGUUACACCGAAAACAACUGCUUUGCUUGUCACUAGUUUGUGUUUGUUUGUUUCAAAACGAGUGGAAAACGGCGUGUGCCUGAAAAGGCUGCAACUAACGAUU